AUGACCAACAGCGAGAGACCAAACGAGGAUGACAGCGGUGCUAACAAUGAUCCCGGUACGCGCAUCUAUCGGCUCCACAACAGACGUCGCCCUUGUGACCAAUGCCGCUCCCGCAAAGUUCGAUGUCAAGCCGACGGUGGAAAGCCACCAUGUCGUCGAUGCGCCCAAACUCAGACUACAUGUACUUUCGAGAGGCAACCAAGACGCACGACUCGCCAGAACAGAACGACGUCUCUAUCUAGCGAGGCCCAGUCACCAAGUUCCCACCGUGAUUCCCAGGCUGAUGCCCUCAAUCUCAACAACUCUUUCAACACUGAACAUGACAUUGGCGACCAAUAUCAGCCUCCCAGCAACAGCGGAACAGCGAUUCAUGGAGCUUCGCCUCAUGUGUUUCCUCCCGAGAGCGAGCUGGCAUACCAUCGAGCGCCCACACUUGAUGGUGUCACUUCUCCAACGCAGCUGCAGUUUUCACAGUCGCUCGAUGAUAUACAUGGCCAGACACCCAUCCUUCUGGGAUCUUCCUCUGAGUCCGACCCGUGGCUACUUCGACACUUUCAAUUCGACGAGUAUGGACUCAGAAGCUUUUAUGGCCUGCAAUUUCGGAACAUUGGUGGAGUGCCAAAUAGGCAGAAGAUUCCUGUGCACUUCAUCGUGACGCCUAGCGCGAUGACCGAGACAGGAUCACUACGAGCCAAGUUGAACGAGCUUAUUCCCGUAUCAUGGGGCAUAAGGCUCGUCAAACUGUUCUACAAACAUGUUUAUCCCAUGAUGCCGAUUAUAUCUUCGACUUACUUCAGCCAAGAACUUCUCAGUGACCCAUUUCCCUCACAUGAUGCACUCGACCAUGUCCCAUAUCAACUACUCGCCUCCAUCUAUGGAAUUGCACUGCCCUUUGCUCGAAACGAUGAACAUCUCUCCAUUGCCGAUAUGCACAAUCAGCUUCCUCGCGCAGCUGUAUGGCGCAUUGUCUAUGACAGUUUGCAAGAGCAGCUCCAUCGUCCUCGACUUUCUGUCUUGCAAGCAGGCCUAUUCUAUCUACACAGCAUAACUCAGGAUCAUCAGGCACUUGUCACAGCGCCAGAUGCGUUCAAGUGGUCGUGGCUAGGUAGUCUUGUGGGUAUAGCUCACAAUCUCGGUCUCCAUCUCGAGACUCGCAUGUGCGCCAUCCCAACCGAAGAGAAGCAAAUUCGUGCCCGGUUAUGGUGGGCUUUGUACACUGAGGACAAGUUGCUCUCGCUACUUAUGGGUCGACCGUCAUAUAUAUCCGAGGCGGAAUGGGACGUUGGCGAAUUGGACGAAAGUGAUUUCAGCGUUCCUGCUAGUAUUCCCCUUACAGAUCUUUCGCAUGCCAAGUUGACGGGGCCAUUCCGAGAUAUGGUCCGUCUAUCUGUGAUCGCAAACUCGGUGCAGUCUUCUUUCUAUUCAUUGAAGGCUUCUCAGAAGCUCUCUGAAGAUCUGUCCCUUUCUAUUCAAACAGCCCACCCCAUAUUCGAGCAGCUAGGCUUGUGGCGUGCUUCAGUUCUGGCUCCAGAGUCGCCAUGGAUCACAAGCAACAACAGUAUCCUCAACUAUGAAGGAUCGUAUCCAGCAACAAUAUUUGUUGCCCAUGCCACCCUAGUUACAUAUAUCUGGAGAGCCCUGCUUCGACCUAUCGUACCUUCGGCUGCUCCUCCGCUCAUUCUCGAUGGUCAGCUUGGAGAAGGAUCUCUCAAUACGGAACUGCAAUCGCAUGCUAUUGAGAACCUUGAUUGGGACUUACCAGACCUCUCCCACCUUGAGCUGCCACUGAGGAACUCGGCAGAUGGCUCGGGCUCACAUGACACGACCAUUCAGAAUCUUCAUCAGUCAUGCCUGGCGUGGGCUAUAAGUCUUUCCAAUCUCGCCAAACACCUAUCUCCCGCUCGGUUUCACGAGUUUUGGUAUUCCUGGUCAAACGUGUGCUUUGCAGUAAUGUCUAGUUUUUCCAUGGUUGUACUCAUCCAAUCCCCUACGCAAGAGGCGGCGAUGAGAUCUAAAGAGAUGCUCCUGACUUGGCGUCAUAUUGUAAGGGAUCAGAGCAAAAUCUCUCAAUUAUUGCUACUGGCCUUGGCGCGAAUUGAUGGAUACUUUGCCGCUGGUCUUCCUGACGUCUUUUCGCUGCCACCCCACGUCAAAGCAGUGAUUUAG
Molecule: messenger RNA, 2166 nt
Organism: Fusarium keratoplasticum
Lineage: Eukaryota; Fungi; Ascomycota; Sordariomycetes; Hypocreales; Nectriaceae
Exons: 4
Coding region: 1-2166 (721 amino acids)
Biological process (GO): DNA-templated transcription
Cellular component (GO): nucleus
Molecular function (GO): DNA-binding transcription factor activity, RNA polymerase II-specific; zinc ion binding; DNA binding
Source: RefSeq, a predicted model, not a curated record